Molecule: messenger RNA, 4002 nt
Organism: Closterium sp. Yama58-4
Lineage: Eukaryota; Viridiplantae; Streptophyta; Zygnematophyceae; Desmidiales; Closteriaceae
Source: the annotation of a GenBank genome assembly
AUGUUUUUUAUUUACUGCAACCAGUAUUUCGACAUGCAAGGGGCAUGCGAAAUCAUAAAUCAACAUCGCCCACGCCAUCACCCCAUUCUGUACCUGGCGCAACGACCUUUCCCCACAGCACCCGCACCUCAAACAUGUGAUUCCGCGCGGGGCAGAGCAAGCGGAGUGGCGGGGUUUUGCAUGCACUGCACCGUGCCCCACGACAGCAAGCAAGCCUCCCCCUGCCCGUUCCUCCCCUCCCAACCAACCCCAAGCUCCCCGUCAACUGCUGGGGUGGAGGGGUUGCCUGCGCUUCACACACUUCCAAGCAACACUACAUUUGAGCCCAACGAGCAACACAGCGACAAACAUAUCCCACCCACGCCCUGCAAAUACCUGCUCCACGCUCGUCUCUUCGUGCAUGACCAACCACACCCCCCUCUGUUCAUCAGUGUAGCUCCCAGCAUAAGCUCAGAUCCGACAGCAGCAGCAGCUGUUCCUCGUGUUCCUUCCACACGCCUCGCUAAACUUCGCUUGACCGGUUACACACUCCAGCGUCCCGCCACUUUCGCGAUCUUAUCGCGUGUCAUCGCGACGGUCCUUUUCCCCGCGUCUUCCGCCGCUGCGCCGAUGGACUUCCGCGGGCAGUCGGAGACCGGUGGUUCGGGCGGAGGCGAGGGGGCGCGGUCGGCCCUUCCGCUGCUCAACUUCGGCAUGGGGUCGUCGGGGCUCAUGGCGUCGUCCGACCUCAUGGGCUCGCUGGGCGGCGCCGCCGGUGACGCGUCGCUCAGCAUGAUGGUCGGCCAUGCCGCGUUCCAACCGCAGUCCGGUGCCCCCGCUCGCAGCCCGCCUCUCAUGGCUUCCACCGGCAACGCGCCCGACGGCGGCGCUGGCCAAGCGAACCAAUCAGCGGGCGCUGUCGCGCCGAAGACGGAGAACGGUGCAGGCGGCGCGGGAAGCGCGGGGGUGGUGGCGCGCAGCGAGGGCAGCGACGGGGAGCAGGGCGGGGGAAGCGGGCGCGACGAGCAAGAGCAGGGCGGCGAGGACGGCGCGGACGAGGGCAUGGGAAUGGACGGCGCGGGCCGGCCGGUGGGCAUGCGGAGCGGGGGCCGCGUGGGGUCGAGCCGGUACGAGUCGCAGAAGCGGCGCGACUGGAACACAUUCGGGCAGUACCUGAAGAACCACCGGCCGCCCGUGGCGAUGUCGCGGUGCAGCCCGCAGCACGUGGUGGAGUUCCUGCGCUACCUCGACCAGUUCGGCAAAACCAAGGUGCACGCCGACGCCUGCCACUUCUACGGGCUCAGCGGCCCGCACCCCUGCGCGUGCCCCAUGAAGCAGGCGUGGGGCAGCCUCGACUCGCUCAUCGGCCGCCUGCGCGCCGCCUAUGAGGAGAACGGCGGCAAGCCCGAGAACAACCCCUUCGCCGCGCGCAUCGUGCGCGUGUAUCUGCGCGACACGCGCGAGCAGCAGGGCAAGGCGCGCGGCAUGUCGUACGAGAAGAAGAAGCGCAAGCGCCAGGGCGCGCAGCCGCAGGCGCCGCCCCCCAGUCAGCCGCAGGCGAUGCAUGGCGGAGCGGGGGAGGGGGGAAGGGGCGGCGACGGCGGCAGCAGCAGCAAGGACCAGGUGGGGACGUUCUCGCCGCCCGCCGUGGAAAGCGGCGUGAGGCACGGCCAGAACGACGCCACCGUCGCUGGCAGAGGCGGCGCGGGCGUUGGGGGAGGAUUGGGCGCGGGAAGCCUGCAGGAGCAGCGCGGACUAGGGCACCUGCUGGGGGCCGGGGGGAACGCACUGAUGCCCAUGGGCGGAGGCCAGGGCGCACCCGGCAGCAUUCAGCAGACCCAGCAGCCAUCCUCGCUGCUAUCACUCCCGUUACAGAGUCAGCAGCAGCAGCGCAUGGGGGAGACGCAUCAGGGGGCGGGGCAGCAGCAGGGGCAGGCAGGGCAGGCGGGGCAGGGCGGGCAGGGGCUGCUGGAGCAGUUCAACGCGACGUUGCGCAACCAGCUGGCGCUGCAACACGCGCUGCAGGGCCAGGCGCCCAACGCGCUGGGCGAGCUGAACGGCGCGUCGCUGCUGGAGCUGGUGCAGCUCGUGGGGGGAGGGGGACAGCCGCCCCCGCUUCAGCAGCAGCAACAGCAACAGCAACGGCAGCAGCAGCAGCAGCAACCACAGAUGAUGCAACAUCAGCAGCAACAAUCUCUCCAGCAGCAGCAGCAACAACAGCAGCAACAGCAGCAACAGCAGGGCGGGCUGAGUCAGGUGCUGAGUCGGCUGCUGAUGGGGCAGGGUGCAGGUGCCCCCGGCACCAAGGACCUGCUGGGGCAGGUGGCAGGGCUGCAGUCUCUGCCGCCCGAAGCCAACCUGCUCGGCCAGCUGCUGCUCUCGCAGGCGCUGGGCGGCGGGGCGGGCGGCAUGCCCAAUGGGAAGCCACUGGGGGGCGGGACAAUGGGGGGGAUGGGCAGCAACAAUGGGGGUGUGGGGAUGCAGAACGGCAGCGCCGCAAGCGACCCCGUGGGGCGCCUGAUGCAAGGCAUUCCGCAGGCGGAGAGAUCCGACAGCUUGCCCCCUCUCAUGCUCCUCACCUCGCGCCACCCACCCAUGGCUCCCUUCCGUCGCACCACUCGCUGCGUGCUGACGCCGCGCGCGCUCCUGCUGGCGCUCGCGGUUCUCGCUGUCGGCGCGCACAGCAAGCGCGUGAAGCGGCGGCAGCAGCCGGCGGCGAGCGCGCCUGGCGACGAGGGGCCGGUGGAGUCGUCCGUCUUCGCGCGCCGCCUCGUUACCGCCGACGUGUCGUAUCGCGAGAUUCUCAAGGAGCACGCGCGGUACUGGAAGGACACGGCGCACCGCCACUUCAACGGCACCGUGCUCGCUUACGUCACUCCCUGGAACGGCGCAGGCUACGACAGGGCACGGCAGUUCCGCCGCAAGUUGACGCACGUGUCGCCCGUCUGGUUCCAACUCAAACGAGAGGGCGGCAAGCUGCAGGUGGCGGGCGGGCAUGACGUGGACGUGCCGUGGAUGGACUCCGUGCGCCAGGAUGGCGCUCAGGUGGUGCCACGUGUGCUGCUGGAGGCGCAUGACACGUCAGGCAUCGUCAGCUCUGACGAGGACGCAUCGGAGGCCAUUCGGCUCAUCCUGGACACCUGCAGGCAGCAUCACCUGGACGGGGUGGUGUUGGAGGCAUGGUCCACGUGGACGGCCACCAGCCUGCUCGCCUCGCCCCCCCUGCGCGCCCGCGCCCUCGCCUUCAUCUCCGGCCUCGGCACCGCUCUGCACGCCACGCCCAACCCCGCCUCCCCCACCGCCCACCUCUCCUUCUUCCUCGUCAUCCCCCCCAACGCCGCCGCCGCCCUCCCCCCCGAGCAUCAGCGCACCCUCCCUCCGCACGCGUUCACAGCAGCAGAUUUAUCAGCGCUGCAUGCGCACGUGGACGGGUUCUCUCUCAUGACGUACGACUUCUCCCCGCCCUCGCACCCCGGCCCCACCGCGCCGCUGCCGUGGGUGCGGCUGUGCCUGCAGGCGCUGCUGCCGGGGGUGACGCCGCGGUAUGCAGGCGCGUAUGGCGAGGGCAUGGGGGUGGGCGACGCGGAGUGGCAGGAGGAGCUCAGGCGAGGCCGCGAGCUGAGGAGCUUUGUGGGGGAUGAGCAUGGAGAAGAGGAGGAGGGGAAAGAGGAGGAGGAGGGGGGUGGGGUGGGAGGAGGAGAUGUAAAGGAGAUGGCUCGCAAGGUGUUAGUGGGACUCAACUUUUAUGGCUAUGAAUAUGGCCCGAACGAAGACUACCGCCCACUGCUGGGCACGGACGUGGUGGACGUGCUGCAGCGCUACCAGCCGAAAGUGGCGUGGGACCCCGAUGCGCGCGAGCACGCUGCCUCCUUCACCGCGCGCCCCUCGGGCAUCCGCCGCGCCGCCUUCUUCCCCUCGCUGCUGUCCCUCGCCCUGCGCAUGCGCGAGGCCAGUGCGUGGGGCGCAGGGCUGUCGGUGUGGGAGAUCGGGCAGGGCCUGGACUACUUCUUCGACCUGCUCUAG